Molecule: messenger RNA, 4355 nt
Organism: Candoia aspera
Lineage: Eukaryota; Metazoa; Chordata; Lepidosauria; Squamata; Candoiidae
Product: claudin-9-like
Exons: 1
Coding region: 681-1337 (218 amino acids)
Biological process (GO): bicellular tight junction assembly; cell adhesion
Cellular component (GO): bicellular tight junction; plasma membrane
Molecular function (GO): structural molecule activity
Source: RefSeq, a predicted model, not a curated record
CCCAGCCACCUGUUGGGGGUUCAUAUAACCCACCCCUCGCUGUCCCUAAGCUCAGGCUCCCUUGGGAUCCUUCUAAACAACAGCAGGUACCUGUGAAGGAGAACAGUGCAACAACAAACAGGUUGUCGGAGCCACCGAGAAAAGAAAGCAGUGGAUUUCUCCUUACUGCUCCUGUAGGGGUUCUUCACCUUUCAGACUUCGGUCCAUCCUUCUCCAACCCAGCUCCUAAAGUGGCCCUUUACAGACAGUUAUUUCUGGAUGACCCCACAUCAUAAACCGUCUCUUGGAAGCUAUAGAUUGCCAUCUCCAAGGCUGCUUUCCUUUGCAGGUAACCCAAGAAGGCCUCUUCUGUAAAGAUACUGCUCGCUAAUAUACUAAAGAGACUUAAUUUUUCAGAAAAGCUCCAUAAGUUUCUUUGUCCUGGGCAGCCACGUCAGUGCAAUAUUCUUUCGGGAUUUAUUAUCUGACUUUGCUUUCAGGGGGAAAACAUAGACUUCUGAUGUUGCAUCCCUCAAUUUAGAGGUUGCAUUUUUGAAUUAUCGUCUUCAUUGGCUUCUAUCCAGAACAGCUUGUCUCUUGGUGUUGCUGCCCAUAAUCCACCAUCCUUGGCCCUCCUAGAGGGCAGUGGCAGAAAGAAAAAAGAGGUCUGCAUUUUAUAGCCUAAGUGAAGAAUACCCAAAAUGGCAUCUGCAGGGCUAGAGAUCAUGGCUAUGGGCCUGUGCGUCUUCGGCUGGUUGGGGACUAUCCUUUCGUGUGCAUUGCCCAUGUGGAAGGUUUCAGCGUUCAUUGGAAACAACAUUGUUGUGGCACAAAUAAUCUGGGAGGGGCUGUGGAUGAAUUGUGUUGUACAGAGUACUGGCCAGAUGCAGUGCAAGAUCUAUGAUUCCAUGUUAGCCCUGCCUCAAGAUAUCCAAGCUGCCCGGGCCCUCAUGGUUGUCUCUGUGGUGCUUGCUGUCCUAGCAUUAUUGGUGAGCAUUGUUGGAGCCAAGUGUACCAACUGUGUGGAGGAAGAAGGUAACAAGGCACGUAUUGUCAUUACCUCAGGUGCCUUCUUCAUCAUCUCGGGGCUCCUUGCACUCAUUCCUGUGUGCUGGUCAGCCAACUCCAUCAUCCGUGACUUUUACAAUCCAGUUGUGGCUGAACCUCUCAAAAGGGAACUGGGGGCUGCUCUCUACGUUGGCUGGGCAGCUUCCGCCUUACUGCUCCUCGGAGGAUCACUCCUGUGCUGUUCCUGCCCACCACGGGAGAACCGUUACCCAGGCCGCCUUGCAUAUUCUGUCCCAGCCAGAUCUACUGCUCCACCAGGCAGUGCGAUUGACAAGCGGGAUUAUGUAUGAGCAGCUGUGGUGGUGGUGAAAUUUGCCAGAUACUGCAAGGCCCAAACUAAGACAGUCAUUAUUGGCCCAAGGACUUCUGGAGUAAGGAGCUGGGACAACUAAUCAGCUUGGGUUCAGCUGGGAUAUCUGGCAACUCUGGAAUGUCGGUGCACGUAUGUGUGGGUAUACAAGCUUGAGUGAGAGAUGUGAAUGAGUGGAUGACCAGGGAAAUGUGAACAAAUGAAGGGAUAUAUGAGAGAAUGAACAAACAUUUCUGAAUGAGAUGAGUACAUCAGCAAACACAAGUGGAAUGCAGAAACAAGUGGGGCAGCUGAACAAACAAGGGCAGGUUGAUAGGAGAAGUAUAUGGAUAAGUUAACAGCUACACAAAAUGUCCAUGGAGAUGAAAAAUAAAGAGGUAGAUGAGGAAGAAUAGAAACACCAUGAUAGCAAUGGAUGUGCCAUUUGGUAGAAUGAGGUAGCUAUCUCAAGCCAAACUAGUGGUCGUCUCCUUUUCCCCGUUGUUUCUUCAAAGACUUCAGGCUGUUCCUUCUCUUGGAAGACUGAACUGUGAGCCACAAGGUGUGCCCUGGGUUUCUAAACUAGCUGGCUGUCCUUAUAAGCUGGCCUGUCAGUGAUGAUGAAGUGUGAGUCGACUUCCAAACCAACUGACUUUUGUACAUAGAAUAUAGUGCUGCCAUAAUGGAAAGUGGUCAGACAACCACCGCAGAGGAUCUUGGAGGAAGCAGAUUAUCUCGACCAUUUAAGUUGGGUUUCAGGCUGUACAGUACAGUAUAGAGAGAGCACUGGUUUCACUUGCUGGUGACCUUUGGGGGAGUUGGGAUGGGAGUGGUGCUUCUUGAUCCCUCAGUGUCUUUCAGUACCAUUGAUCACAGUAUCCUUCUGGACCAGCUGCAGGGUUUGGGGGUGAGAGGCAUCAUUUUAUGGUGGUUCUCCUCCUUCUGAGGUCAGUUCCAGUCAGUGUUUGUGUGGGGGAGGAGAUGUUACACCCAGAGCCCCUUGUUUAUGAGGUGCAUCAGGGCUUGAUGCUUCCCCCCUCCUGUUUAACAACUACAUGAAACUGUUAGGUAAGGUCACCCAUCAGUAUCACCAGUAUGCAGAUGAUGCCCAAUUAUUUAUCUUGACUCCAGGCCAUCCAGGUGAUGCUGCCAAUGUCCUGUCCCAGGGUCUGGAGGCUGUUCAGGUCUGAAUGGGGAGGAACAAACAGAUUCAAUCCUGGCAAGACCAAGUGGACUAUGUAUAUUUGACCCUCCUAGAUCUGGGGACUUUCCAUCUUUAGUUUUAUGGGAUAGCGCUUCCCCGCUUGAGACUGGUAUGCAACCUGAGGAUCAUCUUGGAUUCAUAUCUUCUGCUCAAAGAGCAGGUGGCAAGUUGUGGCCAGGAGGGUCUUUGCACAGAUCCAUCUGGUGCGCAAGUUGCACCUGUUCCUAGAUUGGGAGGCCCUUUAGAUGCUCACUUAUGCCCUAGUUACCUCAUGAACGGACUAUCGCAAUGCGCUGCACAUGGUACUGCCUUUGAAGACCUCUUGGAAGCUACAACUGGUUCAGAAUGCAGCAGCGCAGGCAGUGGUGCCCAUGCUACGGUAUGCCCAUUUAUCAUCACUGCUGCAUGAGUUGUACUGGUUCCCAGUCUGCUUCCAGGUGUAAUUCAAGGUGCUGAUUAUUUCCUAUAAUACCCUUCAUGGCACAGGGCCUGGUUAUUUGAAGGAUUGCCUGUUCUGAUAGUUUCUGCCCACCCAGUAAGAUUAGGCAGAGUAGGUGCAUUCCAGAUCCCUUUAAUUAAACAAUGUUGGAACCUAGGAAGUGCGUCUUCUCUGUUGUGGUGCCUGGCCUCUGGAACAGCAUCCUCUCCAGAAAUCUGUAAGGCUCCCACCCUGACGACAUUCCAAAAGAUUUUGAAGACUUUGGGGUAGGGUGGGUGUAGAGCCCCUGACAGAUGUUUCCUUUUUGUUUUCUGAAUGUCCAUGGUUCUUUUUUCUUAUUGUAUGUUUUUCUUAUUUUUUAAAGUGUAAGCUGCUCAGAGUCACCUGGAGUCAGGUGGCCCCUAAGUUUAAAUAAAUAAAUACAUAAGUAUCCUUCGUGUCAAUCAGCAAAUUGUUUUGGGCCGGCCCAGGCAGAUGUACAAAGAGAAUAGACCAUGAGACCAUGAGAAUAGACCAUGAAGCUGACAAAUUAAAUAACGAGAAGACCAGAAAAUGGCACUGGCUGUGAUAUAAACUCCUUGGACUAGUCUGAUACAAAAGCCAUUUUUGGGUCAAGAUCUAAACUGAAGAGAAUAAGGAGAGACAGAGUUGAAGAAAAACUGUGGAAUUUAAUUCUGAAAGGAACAAAAGAGGAACGAAUGCAUGUUUGACUGAAAAAAUCAGGGACUUAAUGAAUCUGAGAAGACUUGGGAAGAGAAAAGGUAGCCAAGCCAAACCUGCAUAAAUAACAAAUGAUUCAUGGAAGAUUUGAAUGUCGGAGGAAGGCCAGAAUUCCCUGCAAGUAUGGUGCAGGAAAAAAAGUCAGAAGAGGGAGCAAAGAAGCUAGUUUGGAUUUAGUGAAACAGUUGUUGAGGGGGGCGGGUAGUGGGAAAGGACCCUGACCCUACAAUUGCCUUGGACUGGUGCUGUUUGCUCUCUGGUUAAUAAUUUGUCAAGGAUUUGGCCACUCUCAGGGGCCUGGAUAAACAAAGGGGUCAGUUUCUUCCGCUGACCAUUGAUCUUUACCCACCACAAUCACCUGCCUCAGACAGUGAUAGAAAGAAAUGCAUUGGAAAGAAAGAAAUAGGACUUCGAACAAAUGCAUUAAGCCUCAUUUCUUUUACAGAGAUAAUUCUGGCUUGCAGCCUGUUUGGAUUUGGGUUAGACUCUUUGGAAAAAAAGACAUUCUUUCUUCUCUCUUGUUUUGCUCUAUUUGUUUUGUUUUUCAGAGAUGUCCUGAAAUCAUGUAAUUCCCUCAUGGGGCUCCAUUUCAUGGUUCUCCCACCCAGAGUUCUGUAUAGUGUUAACUGGCAACUAUAUUAUUCUGAUAAAUUAAA